CGCUACUGUACGAUCUUUCGUCCAGAGUCCGCGUCCACGGCAUUGACUGCUGAUCUUUUGGUUCCUCGCUCGCUGAGAGAUGGACGAAAUAGUAAAGCUUGCGAGAAAAAGAGAAGAAGAAACAUGAAUGACGGACCGAGGUAGAAAGAAAGAAAGAAAGAAAAAACGAAACAAUGCAAUCGCAUGUCUAGCCUCUAUUGGGGGCUUUGACAGGUUACUUAUGCAUGACAGGUUUCAUCAUGCGGACGAACAUACCGGAUCUGUCGUUGUUUGCGGAGAGAUGAUACCCUUGAACCUUGACUAUUAUUAUUCAUCCAUAUGCUUUUCAUCUUUUCUUUUCUUUUCUUUUCUCUUCUCUAUUCUCAGGUGAAUAAAACAUAAAAGCAAUUAAGCUUUGACACAUGCAUGACCCCUCUUUCCUUCUCACUCUGCCCUGUCUACUCUAUCGCUACACCAGGG
This is a messenger RNA of Mollisia scopiformis, 459 nucleotides long. RefSeq lists its product as uncharacterized. Bases 128 to 370 code for a protein of 80 amino acids. The record is from RefSeq and is a predicted model, not a curated record. The transcript has a single exon. NCBI's taxonomy places the organism in Eukaryota, Fungi, Ascomycota, Leotiomycetes, Helotiales, Mollisiaceae.